AUGAUUCCUUCCUCUUGUAGCAUCAUACGCCCUCGCAAUCUCCCCCAAGCUUUCGCCUCCCGUGAAUUGUGGUGUCUGGCGGAAGUGAUCGAUCGUCUGGAUGAUGGCGCCGCCGCUGACUGGAACACCUGCGCCUGGAUACUCCGCCAGUGCGCCGCGGAGCUCGCGCUAGAGCAGGGACGCCGAGCGCACUCUCGGAUCGCGCGAUGGGGCCGCGACACUGACACCCAUCUUGGCAAUCUCCUCGUCCAGAUGUAUGGUAGCUGCGGAUCCCUGCGAGAGGCCAUCGAGGCCUUCCAGCGGAUCAGUGCGCCAAACGUCUACUCGUGGAACAUCCUCGUCACGCAGCUCGUCCGGAAUGGCGACCUCGAUCUUGCCACACGCGCGUUCCACCGUGCUCCCGCCAGGAAUCUCGUGUCUUUCAAUCUGCUUCUCACUGCACACACACGGCAGGGGCUGAUCGGCGAGGCGCGAAGGAUCUUCGAUGCCAUGGCCGAAAGAGAUGGUAGCUCCUGGAACAUCAUGAUCCAGGCGUACUCCAGCAGUGGCGAUUUGGAAGAGGCGCUUGUCCUCUUUGGCUGGAUGACCCGCCGAGACGUGAUCUCUUGGAGCACCGUGAUCACCCUCUACACCCGCGCUGGAGGAAUCGAUGUGGCGGUCCAGAUGUUUGACAAGAUGCCCCAGAGAAACGUGAUUGCGUGGAACAUUCUGAUUGCGGCAUUUGCCGAGGAGGGGGAUCUGGAGAAGUGCCAGGAAUUCUUUACAGCCAUGCCGCAGCGGAGCUUGAUUUCCUGGAACUCGCUGAUGCAAGCGUGUGCGCUGCAUGGUAAACUGGAUUUAACACUAGCUUUGCUCGAUAGGAUCCCACAGCAGGAUAGUUACUCGUGGAAUGCAGUGAUCUUAGCUUAUUCCCAGUGCGGGUAUCUUGCUGAAUCUCUGGCGAUGGUGGAAACUGUGCCCCAAGAAAGUUCUGUUGGAUUCAACGUGGUCAUGAAUGCAUAUGCUCAAGCUGGUGAUCUCCUUCGAGCUCGUCAUAUCUUUGAUCUCAUGCCUGAAAAGAACGUUGCUGCCUGGAAUGCCAUGAUCCAGGCGUAUGUGCAGAACGGGCAUCUGGGAGACGCCAAGGCACUGUUCGAUCGAGCCGGAAAGAGAAACGCCUUGACCUGGACUUUGGCGAUCGGUUUGUUCUCGCAGCAAUCAAGCAGCGAAGAUCUGGUGGAUCCGUCCUUAAGGCUCGCUUUUGAGAGGAUGCCAAGUCACGACACUUGUGCGUGGAACAUGAUGCUCCAAGCUUCUUCUCACCGGGAUGCCGGAGCAGCCAAAGAUCUCUUCGACAAGAUACCAGCGCGAGACAUUGUGUCAUGGACGGCGCUCAUCACAGCCUUGGGCCAUAGCCAGCAGAGCUCGAGCGCGGAGCUCGUGUUGAGCAAAAUGCCGCAGGUGUCGGAGAUCUCCUGGAACGCUCUCCUCUCGGCCCACGCUCGCGAACGAUGCUCGCCAUCGAUCGAGAAGGACCUUCACGGGGCCUGGAGCAUCUUCAAGAACAGGAUGGAGAGGAGGGACGAUCUCUCGUGGACGAUAAUGGUAUCCGCCUUCGCGGACUCGUCCACGCCUGAGAAAUCUCGCCGGGUCUUCGAUCGAAUGCCACAGUGGAGCUUGCUGUCGUGGAAUGCGCUGCUACGAUCUUACGUCCAGGCCGGUCUCAUCACAGAGGGAGUGUGGAUCUUCUCGCGUGCCAUGCCUCAGCGCAACAGCUUCUCCUGGAACAUCCUCAUUGCGGCUCUCUCUCAGAGCAGCCGCCUCGGCGAUGCGAGGGAGCUCUUUGCCGCCAUGCCCGCUCGUAGCAUUGUGUCGUGGAACUCGAUGAUCCAGGCGCUGGCCCUCAAUGGCGAGCCACGGGCCGCCAUCGCGCUUUACUGCGGCAUGGACCAGGAAGGCAUCCCUCCCAGUGAUGCCACCUUUGCGAGCAUCCUCGAGGCGUGCUCCAUUGCCUCGGCGCUCGAGCAAGGCAUGGAAAUCCACCGGGAUAUCGCCAUUGCCAAUCUGGUGAUCAAGGCUUCGCUCGCAAGCGCACUCGUCAACUUCUAUGGCCAGUGUGGCGGCGGCCUGGAUCGAGCCCGGGAGAUCUUCCACGGGGCUCCUCCUGCAGCGGUGUCGGGGUGGAAUGCGAUGGUCGCAGCGCUGGCGAGGCAUGGGCAUGGCCGUCAAGCGGUGGAGCUCUUCAUCCGGAUGCUGCUCGAGGGAAUGGAGCUGGACAGUGUCGCAUUCCUGGGAAUUCUCACUGCCUGUGGCUACGCGGGGAUGGUGGAGGAGGCGAGGGAGCUAUUCGUGCUUAUGGCGGCGCAUGGGAUCGCCGCUGGAGCCGAGCACUACCACUGCCUAGUGGAGGUGGUGUGCCGGGCGGGGGAGCUCGAGCGAGGUGUGGAGCUGACUGUAAGCAUGCCUUUCCAUCCGGGCGUGAUUCCAUGGAACAUGAUACUAAACGUGUGCAGCACUGUUCUGGUGGAUGGGAAAGUUGGCGCCUGGGUUGGGGGCGAGAUUAUGUUGCUGGAACCCGUGGAGUCUGCGCCGUAUGUGAUGCUCUCCAACCUUUCCACUGCCUGCAUUUAG
This is a messenger RNA of Selaginella moellendorffii, 2610 nucleotides long. RefSeq names its product pentatricopeptide repeat-containing protein At2g35030, mitochondrial. Bases 1 to 2610 code for a protein of 869 amino acids. Gene Ontology annotation, biological process: RNA modification. Gene Ontology annotation, cellular component: intracellular membrane-bounded organelle. Gene Ontology annotation, molecular function: RNA binding; protein binding. The record is from RefSeq and is a predicted model, not a curated record. NCBI's taxonomy places the organism in Eukaryota, Viridiplantae, Streptophyta, Lycopodiopsida, Selaginellales, Selaginellaceae. The transcript has a single exon.